AUGGCUGCAGUCUUCCGGGCAUCCCUGUUCCUGACUUUCACCCUGCUCUGCCUGCCCUGGCUUCGAAAGGCCGGUGCCAUCCCAACAGUGCCCUCAUCCUCGCUUUAUGACUCUGCGAUGACCCGUGCCUAUCGCCUGAGCCUGAUGGCCUUUGAAAUCUACCAGAGUUUUGAAGAAGCUCGUACCCCGACGGAAGAGAGGGAUUUCUGCCGGUAUAAAACCAGGACCUCCAUUUGCUUCUCAGAAUCUAUCCCAACACCCGCUCACAGAGAGGAAACUCUGCAGAAAUCUAACCUAGAGCUGCUCCGCAACUCCCAGCAGCUCAUCCAGCUACCUUUUCAGAGGCUGGAAGAUGGCAGCCCCUGGAAUGGGGAGAUCUUCAGGCAGACCUACAGGAAGUUUGACAUAAACUCACAGAAUGAUGACGCAUUGCUCAAGAACUAUGGGCUGCUCUACUGCUUCCGGAGGGACAUGGACAAGGUCGAGACAUUCCUGCGCAUUGUGCAGUGCCGUUCUUUGGAGGGCAGCUGUGGCUUCUAG
Messenger RNA from Cebus imitator (Panamanian white-faced capuchin), 540 nucleotides. RefSeq names its product somatotropin-like. Gene Ontology annotation, biological process: animal organ development; growth hormone receptor signaling pathway; response to nutrient levels. The transcript is spliced from 5 exons. NCBI's taxonomy places the organism in Eukaryota, Metazoa, Chordata, Mammalia, Primates, Cebidae. Gene Ontology annotation, molecular function: hormone activity. Gene Ontology annotation, cellular component: extracellular region. The record is from RefSeq and is a predicted model, not a curated record. Bases 1 to 540 code for a protein of 179 amino acids.